Bolinopsis microptera is the source of this 3908-nucleotide messenger RNA. Its product is annotated as structural maintenance of chromosomes protein 6-like. The transcript is spliced from 20 exons. The record is from RefSeq and is a predicted model, not a curated record. Bases 7 to 3207 code for a protein of 1066 amino acids. Gene Ontology annotation, biological process: double-strand break repair via homologous recombination. Gene Ontology annotation, cellular component: site of double-strand break; nucleus; Smc5-Smc6 complex. NCBI's taxonomy places the organism in Eukaryota, Metazoa, Ctenophora, Tentaculata, Lobata, Bolinopsidae. Gene Ontology annotation, molecular function: single-stranded DNA binding; damaged DNA binding.
CCCAGUAUGUCCCAGAAGAGAGCCCCCGAUAGGCCGGGGCCAGGAAGUAAGAGGGGUAGAGCAGACCCUGAGGGGCUGGGAGAGGGAGCCCUAGUCCCCGGCGGGAUCAUGAAGAUUGAGCUUCAGAACUUUAUGUGCCACACAUUUUUUGAGGUCGAGUUUUGUUCCACCGUCAACUUUGUCGUCGGAAGAAAUGGAAGCGGUAAAUCAGCUAUCUUGAUGGCGCUUGUCAUUGGACUUGGCGGAAAAAGUUCCGCUACAAACCGAGCUCCAAACAUGACAGAGUUCAUCAAGCAAGGUUCGAGUUGGGGCCAAGUUACCAUCACAAUCUGCAACUCUAAUCAUAAUCACGAUGCUUGGGAAGUUGAGCUAUAUGGAUCUGCCGUGCUGGUGGAGAGGAAAAUAACGAAGCAGGGCAGUAAGUACAAACUGAAGAACUUUGAAGGGAAGACCAUAUCAACAAAGAAGAACGAUUUAACGCUUCUUCUCGACCAUUACAACAUCCAGGUGAACAACCCAGUGAGCAUCCUGAACCAGGAAAUGAGCAAGAAGUUCCUGGCUAGUACCGACCCCGGCUCUAAAUACAACUUCUUCAUGAAGAGCACGCACCUCGAGCAGAUGAUUCUUGAUUAUCAGCAAGUCAACGAAAAGCUAGAGACGAUAAAGCACACGAUAGCUAAGAAGGAACGAACCAUCCCAGAUGUCAGAGCCCAGGUCAGGCACCUCAAGAGUCAGUAUGAUGAGAUCACAGAAUUGAGGGACAUGGGGAAGAAAGUGUCCCAGCUCAAGGACGAACUCAUCUGGAGCAAGGUGAAGGAGAUUGAAGACGAACAGAUCCCAAUACAGCGAUCUAUUGACAAGCUCAACUCUCACCUUCCUAACGUUGAACAGGGAAUCGCUAAGGCACAGGAAAAGUUCAACGAAGCUGAAGCGAAUGUUAAGGCUUUAGAGACAGAGAUGAGUGAAGACAUGAGGAUGUACCAGUCUUUGGAGUCUGAUCAGGCUUCUCUCAGACAGCUAGCUCAUGCUAAGAAACGCGAGUUACUGGAAGUGCAACGGAAGAUAAAAACUGCCAACAACAGUAUUAAAGAUUUGAACAUGGAUCGUCAGCGUCUAACUAAAAGGAUCCGGGAAAUAGAAGACAGUAACAAAGCCCGGAAUGUGGAAGCUGAGAAGGCUGAACGAGAUCAGGAGCUGGCGGAGUGUCGGGAUAAGCAGGGACAGUAUACAGAAGAAAUGACAUCUACCACAUCAACCAUGGAGCACUUGGAGAGUAGACUCUCUGAUAUGACAGUAGAUCUAAGUAGAAUCAGACAGGAUAUCGAGCAGACGGACGUACAGAUCAGGAAGCACCAGGACAUGUUGCGGACUCAGCAGGAGGCUAAGAAGAACAGGGUCAGUGUCUUUGGCAGGUUCAUGCCUGACCUUCUCAGGAAAGUGGACGAGGCUGACAGACUCAACAGAUUCAACAAAAAACCGAGAGGACCGUUUGGUUUGCACAUGAAGGUGAAAGAUCCAAAAUGGGCCAACGUGAUCGAACUGGCAAUCGGUGGACUUGCGGUUAACUUCGUAGUCCACGACCAACACGAUAAACUGGUACUCCAGGAUCUGUUCCGGAAGAGUUGCUCCAACCCCCGGGAACACCCUAACAUGAUCAUGAUGAAGUUCAGGGACGAAGCUUACGAUGUGAGCUCUCAGAAGCCUCAGACAGGACAUCCCACUAUGUACGAUAUGUUGGAUAUUGAUGACCAUGUGAUCAGUAACGCCCUUGUUGAGCAGGCACGUCUGGAACAGAGUCUACUGAUAGAGUCAAGUGAGGAGGCCCGUAUGUUGAUUAUUGGACAUGCUCCACCGCGCGUGCACAACGCCUGGACCCUGGCCGGAGACGAUGUCAGGGCUAGGGGGGCCUACUCUAACGAUCCAACUAAAAACAACCGCUACUUUAGGGAUGAUCCAAGUCAGGUGAUAGAGGAGAUAAACCACAAGAUCCGUCAGCUUCGUGAACAGAGUUCUAUCCAGAGGCAAAACAAGGGUGGUGUAGAGAAGGAGGUAAACGAUAUCCGGGCACAGUACAACACUGAGAAGAAGAAACAGCAGGCCAUUAAAAGGAAACUGGAGAAUGUGAGGAACAGGAUUAUUGAGCUCGACAAUGUGGACGAGGCCCCUUUGCUGGACGCUACAGCGCUUGAAGAUGAGAUGCGUCAGUACGGAGAACAGAUAAACAAUAUAAACGAGGAAAAGGAGGGUCUAGCUGAGAAGGAAGAGACUUUGAAGCAAGAACACGAGGAGGCAAACAAGAGACACGCUGAGAGUACCGAGCGGGAUAGUCACAUCACCAACAGAUUGGAAGAGUUAAAGGGAAAGAUGCACGAGGGGCAGAAGAAAAACACCCAACUGUUAGACGUGCUGGAGAAGUAUAAGAGGAAGAAGAAAGAGGUCAACACCGAGAAGAAGAGGUUCAAUGCUGAGCUGACUGCUAAAAAACGGGAAAUCUCAGAGGCACAAGGAAUGGCCGAGCAGCGCUGUCCUCGAGUUGACACACGACGAUCUGCCAAAGAUCUGGAGCAGCAGAUUAGAAACAUGGAGCUGAGGAUACAGCAAGGGUCUUCCUCCACCGUCAACGUAGACAACAUCACCCGCAGGUUUCACGACGCGAAGACGAAAUUCGAGGACAUUCAGACAAUGGUUAAAAAGAUGAGAAAGUUCAGCGGAGACCUGCAGGAGAUUUUGAAGGAGCGGGAGGAAAGGUAUUUCAGGUUCAGAAAAGAGAUUUCUAAGAGAAUAAACUACUUCUUUAUAAUGAACCUGAGUCAGAGGGGCUAUACUGGCAAACUCAAGGUAGACCACGAAAAGAAGGUGUUGGAGAUGAAACUGAACGUGGAUACGAGCGGUGCCUCGCAGGACAUACACGACGUGCGAUCACUGUCCGGCGGUGAGAGAUCUUUCUCAACUGUCUGCUUCAUCUGCAGUCUUUGGAACCUGAUGGAAUCUCCAUUUCGGUGUCUCGACGAGUUUGAUGUUUUCAUGGAUCUGAUGAACCGUAAAGUGGCCAUGAAGCUGCUGGUAGAGCAUGCUGUUCAGAACCAACAGCGGCGUCAAUACAUCUUAUUUACACCCCAAGACAUGUCACAUUUUAACAAGAAGUUUAAAAAUAUGAAGAUCAUGCAGCUGGAGGCCCCAGAGCGUAACGAUGACAAUGACGAGUAACACACAAUAUGUACUGGCACAGCUGCAGGAGCUUGAAUGUUAUUCUAUCCAAUUUAAUUUUAAACUGAACGACUAUCAGUAUCACAUAAUGUUUCGUUGUUGAUUUAAAUUGUGCUAAUUUAUUUUUAAUUAUUUGAAUGGCAACUUUUAUUACAGGAGCUGAGCUCAGUUUUUUAGUUCAAGCCAUUUUGCUAACUUCAUACUUGGGUAGUGGGUACCUAUUUUACUUUUGGUGCCCAGCCUAAUUUUUAACGGGCGAUACUCGUAAAAUAUUUGUUUCAAAUAUUGUUUCAACUUCAAGACCGUCGACGAGUCCAACUCGGCGCGCGUCUUGGAGUUGGUAGGUUACAAACCUACAACCUUGAACCUAAUUUCUUGGUUGACGAUGUCAACCCAUCCAGAUCGUUGCUCUGCGAAGCAGAGCAACGAUCGACGAUGCGAAGCAAGAAUGCUAGUUCGCGUCGAAGCGGCGAAGUCCUCCAACUAAUUUCUUAGCUUUUUAGUGCGUACUAUUCUUUUGAUGACGAAAUUCAACUUCUCUGUUUGGCUAAAAACACUUUUCACCGCAUUCUCUGAUAGAAUAACUUGUUAGUGCAUUCCUUAGAUUGCUUGAAACAAAUAUCAAAUAUGAUAAUAUAUACUCAGUUCACAUCAGCCCCGUAUUUUUACUUUUCAUUUCACAAAUCUUGUUUUUACAAUUC